Aureobasidium pullulans EXF-150 is the source of this 1278-nucleotide messenger RNA. RefSeq names its product pectin lyase-like protein. Gene Ontology annotation, biological process: carbohydrate metabolic process. The record is from RefSeq and is a predicted model, not a curated record. The coding region runs from base 1 to 1278 and encodes 425 amino acids. The transcript is spliced from 3 exons. Gene Ontology annotation, molecular function: polygalacturonase activity. NCBI's taxonomy places the organism in Eukaryota, Fungi, Ascomycota, Dothideomycetes, Dothideales, Saccotheciaceae.
AUGUACGCCUCUCUUCUCGCGGCACUCAGUGUGCCGGUGUUAGCACUUGCUCAAACAGUGGUCACCGUUCCCGAACGUGUUUGUACCGUCGAGCCAUGUGCAAACGGCGGUGACUCGGCUCCAGCCAUCAUUGAAGCCUUCGAGAGAUGCGGUCACAAUGAGAGCCCUUCUCGAGGCAAGGUCGUCUUCCGCAACGAGACCUACAACAUCCACAGUGUCAUGAACAUUACUGGCCUGAAGAAUGUCGACGUUGAUCUGAAUGGUCUUUUGCUCUGGGACACUAACAUCCCUUACUGGCUCAACCACUCGCUUCCUGUGGGUUACCAAAACCAGUCGAGUGCUUGGUUGUUUGGUGGAGAGAACAUCAAUUGGGAUGGUCAUGGAUACGCCACUCUUAAUGGAUCGGGACAAGCUUGGUAUACCUUCGUCAAUGGAACCAACAACUACCCAGGUAGACCCCACCAGAUUACAAUCACCGGAACUAAAGACAGCAACUUCUUGGGUACCCGUUUCUUGGACUCGCAGAUGUGGACCUUGACUGUUAUCCAUAGCGAGAAUGUCCUUCUUGAAGACAUCUAUGUGAACAGCACCGGUAAUGAACCCGUCGGCUUUGACUUCUCUUCUCUCAACACUGACGGUGCCGACACUGUGUAUGCGGACAAUAUUACCUUCCGUCGCUGGAGCGUGACCAACGGAGAUGACUCGAUCGCCAUGAAGGCCAACAGUACCAACAUUCUGAUCGAAGACUGUGACUUCUAUAUGGGUCUGGGCGUUGCUAUUGGCAGUAUCAGUCAGUACGAUGACACUUUCGAGUACAUUGAAAACGUCACUGCUCGUAACAUCCGCUCUUACAACAUGAGAUACGGCGCAUACGUAAAGACAUGGACUGGCAACUCGACUGGAUACCCUCCCAAUGGCGGAGGUGGUGGCAUUGGCUAUGCAGCCAACAUCACCUUCUCCGACUUCGUCUUGGAGAACAACACCGGCAUUUAUGCUAUCACUCAGUGCACCAGCUACAAUGGCGCAUCGGGUGGCUGUGAUUCGAGCAAAUUUAACCUCCGUGACAUCCGUCUGCAGAACUGGACUGGCACUGCUGUCAGCGAUGUGGUAGGGAGUAUGCAGUGCAGCGGAUCUAGUCCUUGCACGGGUAUGGAGAUCACUGGUAUCGACAUCGUCGACACUGUUAACAGAACUGCUCCCAGCCAGUACCUGUGUGACAACUUGUCUUCUGUUGGAUUCAACUGCACUGGUCCCACCUGGGAGGAGAACAGCAGAUAG